Gekko japonicus is the source of this 935-nucleotide messenger RNA. RefSeq names its product zinc finger protein 239-like. The transcript has a single exon. NCBI's taxonomy places the organism in Eukaryota, Metazoa, Chordata, Lepidosauria, Squamata, Gekkonidae. The annotation marks the transcript as partial. Gene Ontology annotation, biological process: regulation of transcription by RNA polymerase II. The record is from RefSeq and is a predicted model, not a curated record. Gene Ontology annotation, cellular component: nucleus. Gene Ontology annotation, molecular function: RNA polymerase II cis-regulatory region sequence-specific DNA binding; DNA-binding transcription activator activity, RNA polymerase II-specific.
GUCAGGGGCCAGUGAACGAGAACGAAAACAAUCAUCUUCAACAGGAAGAUGCGUCGCUAGGAAGAACUGAACCAGCUGCUUUCCAGGGUGGUGACCAGGGGCAGACCUUGGGGCAUCAUAAUGGACCAGCCAAAGAGACAAAGGAAAAGCAGAAGAAAAAAGUCGGAAAUAAGACCAGUGACCUCCCCAAGGGGAUCCUGAAGGGCAGGAGUCCAAACACGUGCCCUCCGAGCGGAAAGAAACCCAGACCCAAAUCUCCUUGCAUCCGCUUUGCAGAGAGCCCCUUCACGUGCUCCUAUUGCGGGAAAAGCUUCUGCCGGCAAUCCUACCUGUUCCAGCACCGCCGAAUCCACACGGGGGGAAAACCCUACCGCUGCUCGUACUGCAGCAAGAACUUUCGCGAACACUCGCGCUUGACUAAACACGAGCAGCUGCACACGGGCGAGAGACCCUACAAGUGCACCGACUGCGGGAAGAACUUCACCCAGCGUGCCAAGUUCUACCAGCACCGCAGGGUCCACUUGCAGGGGAAACGUUACCGAUGCGCGAGCUGUGGGGAGAACUUUGACCAGCUCGUGCGGCUUCACGAGCACCAGCAGGUCCACGGCACAGAGAGGCCUUACCGGUGCUCCGAGUGCGGGAAAAGUUUUGACCACAAGUCCAGCUUAGUGAAGCACAAGGUGACCCACACGGGAGAGAAACCCUAUCAAUGCUUGACGUGCGGGCGGCGCUUCAGCCAGUCCUCCAAUCUUCACAAGCACUUCAAAAUCCACACCGGGGAAAAACCAUACACGUGCGCUACCUGUGGGAAGUCUUUCACCCAGCGCUCACACCUCAACUUGCACGAGAAUACUCACAAGGGAUUUAAGACCUACAAGUGCUUAGAUUGCGGCGAUAGCUUUUCUGACCGGUCUCACCUCAUGAAACAUAAAUUG